Siniperca chuatsi (mandarin fish) is the source of this 863-nucleotide messenger RNA. RefSeq names its product CYTL1 domain-containing protein. Lineage: Eukaryota; Metazoa; Chordata; Actinopteri; Centrarchiformes; Sinipercidae. The transcript is spliced from 4 exons. The record is from RefSeq and is a predicted model, not a curated record. Gene Ontology annotation, biological process: positive regulation of transcription by RNA polymerase II. Bases 198 to 587 code for a protein of 129 amino acids.
UUGAUUCUUCCAUAAAGAUCAGUGCUGGCUUAUCUCACACAAUGGGUAGUCGCCCGUCAUUCCUCUGCAGUUGCAUAAUUAUUUUGGAGUAAACAAAGGGUGUGUUAAAAUCGGUCCACAUGCAUACGUGGCUGCAUAUGUGCAUUGGUGACACAAACAAACAGAGGUUCUGUUAGUGCAGUAGGUGUCAGUGAGUCAUGGCGAUCUUUAACCACUUGUUGUUUGUUUGGUGUUUGAUGCCGCUGGUACUGAGCUACCCUUUCUACCCACCAACGUGCUACACCAAGGUACUGAGCAUGGCACAAGAGCUCACCCAUUGGGCUGCAGAUUUAAAGAGGGACCCUGAAACUCAUUUCUGCAUGGCACACAUGCCAGAUCUCUACCUUGACGUCCAUAAUGCUUGUGUGAUGUACAAAAUGAGGACCUACAUCUCCCUGGUGGAAGGCCUGCGACAGCGCCGCUGUGCUUACACCAGAGAAGUGGGGAAGCUGGGUGUCACUCUGAGACAGCUCUUCAUCAUCAUGUCAGAGAAAUGUCAUGGGGACUUGGUGUUCACAAUCUAUGACUGUGCUGCGCUGGAGCGCUAACAUACCUGAAAGGACAAUAUUACUGUCUGCUCAAGGUGAUUAGAGAGACAGCAAUGCAGUCCUUCUAUGUACAUUCUCCAAGCGUCUGCAAUGAUUGAAAGACACAAGGCUGAUGUUAUAUUUAUAUCUAUGGUAACUAUGGUUGUGUAACUAAACAAUGUACUUUAAUCAUCUGUUUUAUGACUAUAUUGCGGUUUUAAUAUUACCACUAAUUACCACAUCUUUCCUAUGGAAUCUGACUGGAAACAUUUCAUAUAAUAAACUUUAUUAAAAUGC